AUGCCGAAGAGCCAGGGCAUUCUUCAGCACACGCUGCGGGCCCUGGAGUCCAGAGCUGCCAAAGCUGAAAGCGAUGCGAAAGGUAAAGUAGUCUUUGGCGAAGCGGAAGAAGAUGUCAAAGACUUCAAGCCAAGUGCUCAGGUGCUGAAGAAGCAGGAGCGCAGCGAGGAGCAGGAGGUCCAAUUCCGCGAGGCCUUGGAGUCUGAAGUUCAGAGCCUCCACGCGGACAUGGACGCCAGGGCGAAGUAUGAGGCCAGCUGCCAGGCGGCACAGCUUCGUGCUGAGGCGGAGGAGUGCGGGCAGGCCGCGCAGCAGGCGGAGCAUCGCCUGAAGAGCUGGCAGCACCGCGCCCAGGAGCGGCGGCAAUGGCUCGCGGAGGUUGUGCCCAUUGCCAAGUCUUCUGCGCAGAUUCUGGCGGCGGGCGACUUCAUCAAGGACUGCAGUUGCCCGAGAGCGAGCACUCGCUGGCUGCGGGUCUGCGGGCGGUGCUGA
Molecule: messenger RNA, 492 nt
Organism: Effrenium voratum
Lineage: Eukaryota; Dinophyceae; Suessiales; Symbiodiniaceae
Source: the annotation of a GenBank genome assembly